Messenger RNA from Acaulospora morrowiae, 987 nucleotides. The record is from the annotation of a GenBank genome assembly. Lineage: Eukaryota; Fungi; Glomeromycota; Glomeromycetes; Diversisporales; Acaulosporaceae.
AUGGAAGUCGACGAGCAAGGCGUUGCCUUUUCCCUUAACAUCUUGGCAUUGACCAAUGAAGCACGCAACACCUAUGGUCUUCGACAUCAAGAUUAUGCACGAUAUAGGCAAUACUGCGCCAAAAAAAUACAUCGUCUUCGCGUUUCUCUAAAAUUCACUCAUGGCAAAGGCAGGUUUACGAAACCUCAAGAAAUAACUGAUUCAAUUCUAAAUGAUAUAAGAUAUUUGCACAUUGCGUUAUUUGAUACCGAACGAGCAUGGAGUCAUGCUAUGGAAUUAAAAAGAGAGUCUAGAGCAAGUGGUGACACGCGUAAAAAACACCAUCUGAUCAAAAAAUUAAAAAAGGCGGCGAAGUUGGGUAAUCAAUUGGAACAAUUAUGCUCGCGAGAGACCGGUAAAGUAGAUACCAGAACAGUUCUCGAGGCCCAGGCAUAUUCUUCAUUAAUAUCUGGUUAUCUGUUAUUCGAAAAACAAAGCUGGCAAAAUGCACUAGAUAGAUUUGCUGCAGCAAGGACCAUAUACGAAAAGUUGUCUGCUGCAGGGACAUCCCAUCAAGAAACACUUUGCCAAUCUGCAAUUGACGAAUUAGAUCCUAAUAUUCGUUAUUGUGCGUAUGUGCUGCGUUUAGGUUCAGAUAGUGCUUCAAAUGUAGAGGAUCUUGUUAAAAUGACUAUUGGAAAAAGCAAGGGAGUUGGUUUGGACUUAUUAGAAGCGGAAGUUGAGUCCGUCCUUGCUCAAACACGCCAAGAAAAGGCUGCAUCGUUAACUUCCAUUUCCUGGCGUGAUCGUACGGUCCCACUGAGAAAUGCAGACCUUGCGGUUUGCAUUUUGAAAGCUCGCGAAGCUACAACGGAUUUAGAAAAUGCAUCAGAUGCAGAUGCAGAAGCGACCAAGAUGGAAAUGUUUGAUAAAUUGCUUGAGGCUUAUGGAGAUGCAGAAAGAUUUGCCAAAAAUGCUGUAAAAGAGGAUGCGGAUGCUACUGCGAAA